AUGGCACCUGCGGCGCCUCCGCCACGCCACCGUCACGGCGUGGAGCCCAUGCUCGAGACUGACCAGGUGAGUUCGUCGGAGUGCUUGCUUGAUUGUCCGUCGCGGCAAGAACUUCGGCAGUUUGCGACAGAGAUCUCGGAGGAGACCGCUAUGGCAGUAGAUGGCACGGCGUUGGAGGACAUGAUGGGGCAGCAUUGGCCAGUGUUCACCGUGGUGCAGGCAACCGUCGUCAUCCUCCUGUGGCUUGCGAGCGUCGUGCGGACGCGGCAGCCAAAUGCCAGGUCUGGUCUGGACCUGUUCUUCGUGCCAGCUGGGCAGACUCUACUCAUGGCGCACCAGGACUGCGAGGACAGGCGCUGGGAGGCUUGGCGUUGGUUCACGUACCAGUUCACCCACGACAAUCUCGUCUCUCCCACAUGGGAUCUAAUUUGUUCAUCCUCUUGCUCGUGGGCAUCCCGGCAGAGUCGUUUCAGGGUGGCGUGCGCGUGGCCACCAUUUUCAACGCGGGGGUUGUGGCCGCGGCGUUCUUGCACUUCGGGAGCACACCUCACUCUUGGAUGUUGGGCAUGUCAGGCGGCUGUUUCGCUUUGA
This is a messenger RNA of Prorocentrum cordatum, 591 nucleotides long. NCBI's taxonomy places the organism in Eukaryota, Dinophyceae, Prorocentrales, Prorocentraceae. The record is from the annotation of a GenBank genome assembly.